AUGUCUAUCACCACUUCUACUAUAAACGUUCGAGGAAACUUAUCCGCAUGUAAAGAUAUCCCAUAUAUCAAGUAUUUUGAGCUUUGCUUGUAUGAAAAUUGGUCUCUCCACCACUACGUCUCCCUAAUAAUUGAUAAUUAUAAGCUCGCUGAAAAGGACAGAGCACACCAAAAAGCUAGGAAAAGGCGGAGGGAACAGGACUAUUCAGCUAUAAUAAAUACCUCUGCAAAGAAGCAAUAUAUAGAAUCCUGCUUCUGUCCAAGUGUGGAUGUACCUUUGCAGGCCGAUGGAUCAGUAGAUAUUCUAGAAACUGUGAAGUCUACUGUGCAUGUAUUUGAUCAAAAAAUAAUCACCCUUGGUUCUUCCCGCUCCUAUAAAAGUUCGAAUCAUUUGUUAGUAGAUUCUGAACAGAAUGUGGAAGUUCCUCGGGAGAGUCUAUACGAUGCUGAGAUGUAUAGAAUCUUAGUGAAUUGA
Molecule: messenger RNA, 474 nt
Organism: Funneliformis caledonium
Lineage: Eukaryota; Fungi; Glomeromycota; Glomeromycetes; Glomerales; Glomeraceae
Source: the annotation of a GenBank genome assembly